AUGAGUUGCUCAUCGGCAUUUUCCAUAAUAUUUAGUGUAACAUUCGUGGUUUUUCUCUUUGGCGGUCUUUGCAAGGCUAAUAGUGUGGUACAGGUGGACAUCAUUAAUGAUAUUGGUUCAAAUAUUCAAUUGGGACUACACUGCAAAUCAAAGAACAAAGAUCUCGGAUCACAAUCUUUAGCCCAACAUCAACAUUGGGGGUUUAGAGAAAAUAUUAAUUUUUGGGAUACAACUCUAUUUUUUUGUCAUUUUGUAUGGGAAAAUCAAUCUAAAUGGUUUGAUAUUCUUGUAGCUAAAGAUAUAGAUAUAUGUGAACAUCUUCCGUGUGUUUGGAGUAUAAGACCUAGUGGUCCAUGUAGAUUAACGGGUAAAGAAACAUGUUUCCCAUGGAAGUAAUGUAAUAUAGGAAU
This is a messenger RNA of Arabidopsis lyrata subsp. lyrata, 410 nucleotides long. RefSeq names its product S-protein homolog 20-like. The coding region runs from base 1 to 396 and encodes 131 amino acids. The record is from RefSeq and is a predicted model, not a curated record. The transcript has a single exon. Lineage: Eukaryota; Viridiplantae; Streptophyta; Magnoliopsida; Brassicales; Brassicaceae.